AUGACCACGUACUUGGAUGUCUUUGGAGGCGAGAUCGCCACCAUACAACACAUGCUCGAAUCUUUACCCUUUGACCGAACAGAGGGCCAUUCUCAGACCAAGUCUCCAUACUUCUUGGACGUGUACAGAGUACACCGACCAGAAAUGCAGCUGCUUAAUGAAGACAACGGUAAAUUUCCCCUAGAUGCUUCAAAAUUGCUAAAACUAGGCAUAUCGUUGGGGAACUUGUUGAAAUCUCUCCAGCAGGACGAAGAGUCGUACUUGGAGCUGGAAAAGAAGAAACAGCAGUUCAAUAAGAGCUUGGGUGGGCCAUUGCAAGGUGGACCCCCCAACUCGGCAGCCCCUGUGGCUCCUCUUGGUGGUGGUUCACAGAUAUCACUGCCCAAGCCUCAGCUCCAGCAACAUUUCGACCCAGUGAACCCGUUUCUUACCGACCGUAAGACCAUAAACCAGCUUCAGCAACAGUCCCUACCCACUUACCAGACGAGAUUCGUGCAGAACUUGUUGAAGAUCUUGAAGAACUACGACAUUGGCACGCCGGUCACAAUGAGCUCUUUUUCCAAUAAUGGCAACAAUAUGGCCAAUUAUGGCCAAGAUACGUCAGGCAGACACUUGUCCACUACAUCAUCAUCUUCCACGCUCUCGCAGCAGGUGCAGUCGUCUCCCAUCAAGCUCUCAUCGAAGCAAUUGCUCAUCGAGAAGUUGGAAAUCAACAUUGAGCUAGACAACUUGUUCACAUACAAGAUCGUUUUGAAGUUAGUCAAGACCAUCUACGAAAUAGUUGACUCUCAAUUGAACUCUUCGGGAAGCGGGGCGGAAGUGAUGUACAUACACUCGCGUAACUCAAUCGGCAACUCGCUGUCAGCCAAAGAUAUGUCAUCUUCGUCGUCGAUCUUUUCCACCGCAUCGUACAGUUCCACAGAUUCUAGCAUGACUUUGGAUGAGUACUUACAGCAUUUGAAACAGAUCGUGCAUAGAAUAUCGGUAGGUAUAAUCGAGCCAUUUGUACUGUUGAUCGUGACAAAUGUAGCAGAGAAAGGGAUAAUAGAUAGGUUUGGCGAACUUUUGAAAAGUUUAGAUUAG
Dujonia railenensis is the source of this 1083-nucleotide messenger RNA. The record is from the annotation of a GenBank genome assembly. Lineage: Eukaryota; Fungi; Ascomycota; Pichiomycetes; Serinales; Debaryomycetaceae.